Coniosporium apollinis CBS 100218 is the source of this 1149-nucleotide messenger RNA. RefSeq lists its product as uncharacterized. Bases 1 to 1149 code for a protein of 382 amino acids. The transcript has a single exon. The record is from RefSeq and is a predicted model, not a curated record. Gene Ontology annotation, biological process: regulation of cyclin-dependent protein serine/threonine kinase activity. Gene Ontology annotation, cellular component: cyclin-dependent protein kinase holoenzyme complex; nucleus. Gene Ontology annotation, molecular function: cyclin-dependent protein serine/threonine kinase regulator activity; protein kinase binding. NCBI's taxonomy places the organism in Eukaryota, Fungi, Ascomycota, Dothideomycetes.
AUGGCCUACUCAGCACCUUCGUUGGAGCAGAACCAGGCUGCCCUCAACUACUUCAUCCAGCUCCCGGUAUCACGAGACAUGAUCUCAUAUCUGGCCAACAAAGCUUCCCAGGUCAUCCGUUGCGAGCAAACAUCAGAGUUGAACAAGCAUCUGCCACCAACACCACCCGCCACCCCACCCCAACACGCUCGGGAACCAUCUUUGCCAUCUCUGGAAGCAUUCAUCAUCUCUCUUGUGGAGCGAUCACACGUCCAGGUCCCCACGCUCAUGACAUCCCUCGUCUACCUAGGCCGGCUAAAAGCACGACUUCCCCCUGUCGCCAAGGGAAUGCGCUGCACUGUCCAUCGGAUCUUUCUCGCUUCCCUCAUCCUUGCUGCUAAGAACCUCAACGACUCCUCGCCGAAGAACAAGCACUGGGCACGCUACACUGCCGUCCGUGGCUACGAGAACUUCGGCUUCUCCAUCACAGAGGUCAACCUCAUGGAGAAGCAGCUCCUGUUCCUUCUUGACUGGGAUCUACGCAUCAACCCUGAAGACCUCUACUACCAUCUUGAGCCAUUCCUCGCGCCUAUUCGGCACAGCCAAGCCAAGCAAGAAGAGGAGCGCCUCCGCCAACAGCGAGAGAACGAGCUCCGCCUAGUAGCCGCUCAGCGGCAGCAGCAACAGCUUGCUCUAAGCGUCGAGAACCUUGCCCGCUCUCGCCUCGACGUCUCCACAUACGACACCACCCAAUCCUACCUCGUCGACACAACCAACUACAUCCAACCCCGCCGCGCUCUCGCCUACGCCACUCCCUCCUCCCGGUCGGCCUCCCGCACACCCUCCCUCUCUCCCCCAACACGCAGCUCCUCCACGUCCUCCGCCGACUCCCUCUCCUCCGGCUCACCCGCCAGCCUCGCCGGCUCCUACGCCUCGUAUGGAUACACGAUGGAGCCUGUCAGCGAGGAGCCACACGUGCAGCGCUACGACGUCGACGCCGGCGCCACGCUCAUGCACAUCCGGCCGCCGCCGUCCGCGCUGCACAAGGCGCCGCGCGAGUUCUCGCUGUCGUCGUAUGAGGAGAAGCCGGCGAAGAAGGCGAAGACGUCUGGUGGGCUUCUUGCGCGGUUCCUUGGUACUGCGAACGCGUAUACGGCGAGGGCGUACUAG